UGAUUGGCUCGAUUGCAUUGUAUGAGGGGUGGUCUAUGGCCAUACCGUUCCUUGUUGGUCAUAGGUUUUAUGGUCCACUUAUUUUUAGUCAGGUCUUUUGUCAAAUUUCUGAGGAAAACCUGAGGGGGAGUAGGUGGUGUCUGUUAUAUUCUUAAGAAGGACCUUACGCCUGAGGGGGUUUGCUGUAGUCCGACAUUCCCAGCAUUGUUCCAAAAAAUGUGUUUUUCCCCACCCAGGGAUGUCAGGUCCUCAUCUUUCCCUCUCUGCCUAUUUUAUCCCGUCUUUUCCCUAUCAUAAUAUUGCCACUAGGCACUGGUGGGAAGAAGGGGAGCUGGAGGGACUGGAGGCAGAUUGUUAAGUGGACAGAUUGUAGAGGGAGCAUGCAGUGGUACAGCUAUGGGGUCAGCCCUGCUGGUCAGUGGAAUGAGAUCGACUUGUGGGAUACAAGGCCAAGGUGUUGUUGGCAUAGAUGUUGAGACAGGAGUGGGGAUGAUGGUGUAGUAUGGGGAAGAACUGUGGGCCUGAAUAGGAACUUGGAAAUGCCUUUAAAUGCCUUUGGAUCCUUACGAGACCACAGGGGCAGUUAUUUGGAGUUUAGUGAAACUAAACAAUUCUGAGGGCUAAAAGGCACUGGGUAUCAAGAAAGCUUCUUGCUCCUUCCUCUACCCUUUGCCCAACAUGUAGUCCCAGUGGCAUUGAAGCCCACUGAUGAGUUGUCCCUGUAAAGUUGAUUUUUCCUUUCUAAUUAUUUAGGCCAUACAGAAAUAUAAAAUUUAAUGGGAUUGUGCUUUAUUGUAACAGGAUUCUGUAAGAACAAUCUCUUUGAGGUACAUCAAAAAAGCUGCCUACACAGAACCAUUAUACUGUUUACUAAGGUUACCAAAUACCCACCCCAGUGUGUCCCAAAGCAAGAGGUUUCCCAGGGAGCAGAACUAAACACUGGAUGGUCCUGGAAAGUUUGUCUCCUCACUAGACUAUGAGCUCCUUGAAAGAAGGAAUCCUGUCUUACUCAUCUUUAUAUCCCCAGUGUCUAGCACAGCUCCUGGUACAUAUUUCUAGUGCCAAACUAAAAAGAAAAAAGAACUGGUUUGGAACAGCAAUAUAUACAGAAGUAGUUGUAGAUGGAGAAAUUAAGAAAACAGCAAAAUCCAGUAGUUCUUCUAAUCCAAAAUGGGAUGAACAACUAACCGUAAAUGUGACCCCACAGACUACAUUGGAAUUUCGAGUUUGGAGUCAUUAUACUUUAAAGGCAGAUGCUUUAUUAGGAAGAGCAACCAUAGAUCUGAAACAAGCUCUGUUAAUACACAAUAGAAAAUUGGAAAGAGUGAAAGAACAAUUAAAACUUUCUUUGGAAAAUAAGAACGGCAUAGUGCAAACUGGUGAAUUAACAGUUGUGCUGGAUGGAUUGGCGAUUGAGGAAGAAAAUCUAACAAACUGCAACUCAUCUCCAACCAUAGAAAUACAGCAAAAUGGUGAUGCCUUACAUGAAAAUGGAGACCCUUCAACAAGACCAACCUCCAGGUUGGUUGUUGAAGGUACCAGUGGAAUAGAUAAUCAUACACCUACAAGCACUCUAGUUCAAAACUCAUGCUGUUCAUAUGUAGUUAAUGGAGACAACACACCUUCAUCUCCGUCUCAGGUUGCUGCCAGACCCAAAAAUACACCAGCUCCAAAACCACUCACAUCUGAGCCUGCCAAUGACACUGUUAAUGGAGAAUCAUCCUCAUCUGCACCAACUGAUAACGCUUCCACUAUGGAUACUGUAAUAGUAUCUGAAGAAACCGCCUUGUCUUCAAAUUGCACUAAUACUACUGUUGAAGAUCCUCCAGUUCAAGAAAUAAUGACUUCCUCAGAAAACAAUGAAUGUAUUCUCUCUACUAGUGCAGCAUUUGGAUCUGAAGCUAGAAGUACUUUAGACCCUGCCACCUCUAAUUCUGGAAGUAGUUCUGCUUUUGAGGCAGCCAAAUUAAGACAGCCAGAUGGCUGUGUGGAACCUGUACGGCAACAGUCUGGAAAUGCCAACACAGAAACCUUGCCAUCAGGGUGGGAACAGAGAAAAGAUCCUCAUGGUAGAACCUAUUACGUGGAUCAUAACACUCGAACAACCACAUGGGAGAGGCCACAACCUUUACCUCCAGGUUGGGAAAGAAGAGUUGAUGAUCGUGGAAGAGUUUAUUAUGUGGAUCACAACACCAGAACAACAACCUGGCAGCGGCCUACCAUGGAGUCUGUUCGAAAUUUUGAACAGUGGCAGUCUCAGCGGAACCAAUUGCAGGGAGCUAUGCAACAGUUCAACCAACGAUACCUCUAUUCGGCUUCAAUGUUAGCUGCAGAAAAUGACCCAUAUGGGCCUUUGCCACCAGGCUGGGAAAAAAGAGUGGAUUCAACUGACAGGGUUUACUUUGUGAAUCAUAAUACAAAAACAACCCAGUGGGAAGAUCCAAGAACUCAAGGCUUACAGAAUGAAGAACCCCUGCCAGAAGGGUGGGAAAUCAGGUAUACUCGGGAAGGCGUUAGGUACUUUGUUGAUCAUAAUACAAGAACAACAACAUUCAAAGAUCCUCGCAAUGGGAAGUCAUCUGUAACUAAAGGUGGUCCACAGAUUGCUUAUGAACGCAGCUUUAGGUGGAAACUUGCUCACUUCCGUUAUUUGUGCCAGUCUAACGCACUACCCAGUCACGUAAAGAUCAAUGUAUCCCGGCAGACAUUGUUCGAAGAUUCCUUCCAACAGAUUAUGGCAUUAAAACCCUAUGACUUGAGGAGACGAUUAUAUGUAAUAUUUAGAGGAGAAGAAGGACUUGAUUAUGGUGGUCUAGCAAGAGAAUGGUUUUUCUUGCUUUCACAUGAAGUUUUGAACCCCAUGUAUUGCUUAUUUGAGUAUGCUGGCAAGAACAACUAUUGUCUACAAAUAAAUCCAGCCUCAACCAUUAAUCCAGACCAUCUUUCGUACUUCUGUUUUAUUGGCCGCUUUAUUGCUAUGGCACUUUUUCAUGGGAAGUUUAUUGAUACUGGUUUCUCUUUACCAUUCUACAAGCGUAUGCUAAGCAAAAAACUGACUAUUAAGGAUUUGGAGUCUAUUGAUACUGAAUUUUAUAACUCCCUUAUCUGGAUAAGAGACAACAACAUUGAAGAAUGUGGCUUAGAAAUGUACUUUUCUGUUGACAUGGAAAUUUUGGGAAAGGUUACUUCACAUGACCUGAAGUUGGGAGGUUCCAAUAUCCUCGUGACUGAGGAGAACAAAGAUGAAUAUAUUGGUUUAAUGACAGAGUGGCGUUUUUCUCGAGGAGUGCAAGAACAGACCAAAGCUUUCCUUGAUGGUUUUAAUGAAGUUGUUCCUCUUCAGUGGCUCCAGUACUUUGAUGAAAAAGAAUUGGAGGUUAUGUUGUGUGGCAUGCAGGAGGUUGACUUGGCAGAUUGGCAGAGAAAUACUGUGUAUCGUCAUUAUACAAGAAACAGCAAGCAGAUCAUUUGGUUUUGGCAGUUUGUGAAAGAGACAGACAAUGAAGUAAGGAUGCGACUAUUACAGUUUGUCACUGGAACCUGCCGUUUGCCUCUAGGAGGAUUUGCCGAGCUUAUGGGAAGUAAUGGGCCUCAAAAAUUUUGUAUUGAAAAAGUUGGCAAAGACACCUGGUUACCAAGAAGCCACACGUGUUUUAAUCGCUUGGAUCUACCACCAUAUAAGAGUUAUGAACAACUAAAGGAAAAACUUCUUUUUGCAAUAGAAGAGACAGAGGGAUUUGGACAAGAAUGAAUGUGGCUUCUUGUCUUGGAGGAGCUCUUGCAUUUAAAUACCCCAGCCAAGAAAAAUUGCACAGAUAGUGUAUAUAAGCUGUUCAUUCUGUACAGUGAAUUUUCUGAACCUCUCAAAGUAUAAAUGUUUUCCGUUCUUCCACAGAAAUAUGCAAAACAGUUCAUCCUUUUCUACUUUAUUUAUUGUUCCCUUGAAGUGACUGACUAGGAAAAAGAUCAUCCUUAAAUUUUGAAGCAAGCAAGAGACUUUAUUAAAAAAAAAGUAUAUAUCUAUAUAAGCAUAUAUGAUAAUGGCUCUAGUUUUAUAGAGCUCUGGGUAUAUUAAACAUGACAGCCGUUCAUUCAAAAAUAAUCUGGAUUUGCUUUACCUUGUUUCUAUUAUCCAGAGAAAAAAGUACAAAUUGCUUCAUGAUCUUCUCCCUUACUUAACACCUCCUGAGGGUGUUUAGUUGCAUGGCUGUUCAGGAAGGUAUUAAGGGCUUAGGCCAAAUCUUACUUUGAGUAUGUUAAAAAAAAAUGCUGCUGGCUUUUCUGAAGACAGGCAUUUGAACCUGUCAAUUUGUUUUAAAUAAGUACAAUAGUUGAAAAAUUUCCCUCUUUGCUAUAUCACUAAUACAUAGUAAUGAAUGAAACCCUAACUUAAAUGUAAGGCACAUACUAGAUCCAAAGCCAUUUAGUUUAUUCUAGAGAUUGGAAAGAAUUCAUUAGGCAGCAAAGAGGUUUGUUUACAUGUUACUUUGGGAUGCUAGGUAUUUGUGGAGUUAAAAAGAAUCAGGUACUUAAUGUACUUUUGUUUUUAAAUCUGUGAUGUUCUUUAAAUUUAACUCAUAAUAAAUUGAUGCGGUUUGAUACUUAGGAACAUAUAAUAAGGUAAUGUGAACAAUUUUGCUUUUGUGUUCAAAGUUUUGGUUUUAUAAAACUGGAUGGACUGAAGAGUUGUGUAAGCAUUUGAACACUCAAAUGAGUCUAUUUUCUAUUAGUGUUCGAAUAUCUUCAUUCCUCUUAAAUUCAUGAAAAUUUUAUCUGAAUUAUAUAAGCAUAUUAAAAAAUCUUUUGGUUCCCCACCCCCCUUUUUACACAGAUCAUUAUUUUUGUCCUAAUAACUUUUUAAUUUUUCAUUAUCAAGGGCAUUUGCUGAACUACAAAGAUGUAUAACAAAUUAAAAUCUGAUGUGAAUGAUAUUAAUGCUAUUUUAGCAAACUGGGCUUCCUUACUAAUACAGAAAUUUUAAUUUCCAUUUGUAUCAUUUCAAUAUGCAGUGUAAAUUUCAUUCAGUUUUUUAUAACGACAGAACGGACAUCUUACAAUGUUAUGUGUAACAUAUUUAACUGCUAAGUACAUACAGAAAAUACUAUACAAUUUAAUUUCCCUAAACAGUUUUUGUUCUGCCAAAAUUUUAUUUUUCUACAUAUUAGAUUGUGUUCUGCACUUCAGAGUUCAUAGUAAAGAUGAAAUAAAGGCAGUGAUCCACUA
Molecule: messenger RNA, 5223 nt
Organism: Acinonyx jubatus (cheetah)
Lineage: Eukaryota; Metazoa; Chordata; Mammalia; Carnivora; Felidae
Gene: WWP1
Product: WW domain containing E3 ubiquitin protein ligase 1
Exons: 24
Coding region: 977-3751 (924 amino acids)
Biological process (GO): ubiquitin-dependent protein catabolic process
Molecular function (GO): protein binding; ubiquitin protein ligase activity
Source: RefSeq, a predicted model, not a curated record